Messenger RNA from Spodoptera litura, 2281 nucleotides. RefSeq lists its product as uncharacterized. Gene Ontology annotation, molecular function: protein binding. Lineage: Eukaryota; Metazoa; Arthropoda; Insecta; Lepidoptera; Noctuidae. Gene Ontology annotation, biological process: SCF-dependent proteasomal ubiquitin-dependent protein catabolic process. The record is from RefSeq and is a predicted model, not a curated record. Gene Ontology annotation, cellular component: SCF ubiquitin ligase complex.
UAUACCAUCAGUCAGUCAAACGUCAAAUGUUCUCUAGUAAAACGUCAUAACGUCAUACAAAAAUAGCAUCAAAGAUGAAAGUUAUUUUUAAUAUAUCUUAAAAAAAUAAUUUUGAAGUAUUGUACCAUACUUUGGGAUGAUCUAUUUUAGCCAAAUGCAGAGUAUUACUUUUUAAUGAGUAUUUUAAUAUGUGGUUUUUGUGUGUGUUUGGAUAAAAAUUUACAUAAGUUAUGUUUUUACCAAAGCAAACAUUAAAAUUUUCUCGAAUAGGAAGCAAGGUAAACCUGAGAAGUGCGGGGCUGCGCUCUGCUGCCGACCAUGGUGCAACUCGACGUGACGGGUGCUCCUCUAUACCCAAGCACUAUCACCUUAAAUGACCUACCUAAUGAAAUACUUAUUUAUAUAUUUUCAAUGGUCGAUUUUGAAUCGCUAUUGGCAGUUGCUAAAGUUUGUAUGAGAUGGCAACAACUCUGCUUGACCCCAUGCGUUUGGGAUAAAACACGCCUCAUAGUAUGUAUGAAGAACUAUGUGAGAAUAAGUGAAAACAUAGUGCCUUUUGUCGCUAAGUAUGUGAAGAAUGUUAAACUACAGUAUUUCAAGUUAUAUUCUCAAGUAAGGGCUUCCUUAAUAAGCUACUGCCCUAAUCUGACUCAUUUAGAAAUAAGUAUAUCUCAAGUAGACAGCUGUAUCUUUGAUGAUCUAGGUUGCUGGCCAAACCUAAAGUUCUUAAGUUUUCGGAAUUCGCUAAUAGUGAAAAAUCCUGAAAAUGCAAAUGGUAAUUUUGUUUACCAUUUGCCAUUUGAUAAAUUGCAGAAUCUGGAGACCCUUGUUUUGUCAAACUUUGCCCUCACACAUGAUAGUCUCUACAAGAUGUUACAGUGCUCCAAUUUAGUCAGUAUUAGUAUGGAAAAGAUGAAGAAUAUUCCAGCUGAUUUCCUCGAGUCUCUGCUGAGAACUAAACAGACAACUCUGAGAGCUUUACAUAUAUAUGGAGACACUCUGAAUGAUGAUAUAAUGCGUCACAUAUCCAAUUGUAAAGCAUUGCAAGUAUUACACAUCAUGACAUGUAAAACUCUCUUUGAUUCAAGUUUAUUGCACUUGUAUAGACUAAAAAAUAUGCAUUCAUUAAAAUUACGACAUGGUUACUUUUCUACUAGUGCUCUUCUUGCAUAUUUUACCAAUAACUCAUUUCAAAAUCUGACUUACUUAAGUCUCUCUCGUUGUCUCCAUGUCACUAUGCAAGUAGCAAAAGCCAUUAAAACAAGUGCACCCAAUCUCCAGGAACUAUCAUUCUAUCUAUGUCCCUUUAUAAUAGCUCCCAACUUUAACAGGUCAGAACUAGAGAAAAUGUUUCAAAUACAGUUGUUACUUGAUUGACUUAGUUAUGAUUAUAUUCAAGGCAGCAGGCAGCAUAGAUGUCCGUCCAACUUACAUGUAAUAUUUAUUUAAAUGUUAACUACACCACUGCGACUGUAUGAAGGCAGCUGUCCUCCCUGAGGGACAUGCUGCUUCAUUGUUUUAAAUAAAUUUCAUUAGUAAAGUUGUGAAAAUAAUAAAUACUUACCAUAAUAAUAUUGUAAUAUUCAAUGUGAUUUAACAUCAUUUAAAUUGGUAAAUUAUGAUAAGUGAUGACGAUUUUAAAUAUAUCUUAUUUUAUAAAUUAUUAUACUAGUUCUUAGGUUGUGUUGUGGUGUAUGUAUCAACUAAUGAUAUAUUUUAAAUAAUAUUCAGUAUUUUAAAAAAAAUAAGAAGUAUUACAUAACUUUUAGAUGCAUCUACAUAGUAGAUUUUAACUGUAUCAUAGUUUCAGUAUAUAGCUUUUGGAUGAUUGUUUUAAACAUGGCUUUGUCUGAUAUAGUGAAAAAGGUAUCUAAGGUAAGCUAUGGACUGAAGCUUGAUAUAUAAAAGUUGUUACAUCUUUAGUUAAAUAACAAUAUCUGUUUACACUAUGGACUUCAAGAUAUUUGACACAUGUUAUUCAAAGUGCUAGGACAUGCAUAAUUAAUUGAAGAUGUAGUCACCUUAGCAAAUGUUGACAAGAUACAUAACAUAAAUGUUAAUUUUCCGCCUUUCUGUUUAGGAAUCACAGUCAAUUACAAUAUGAAGUGCCUUAACAAUUUUAUUAUUGAUGACUGUUUUCACAUUAGGAGGUUCCUUCGACAGACAGCGAAAAUAUUUCAACGAAAUUAGAACAAUAAUGUUCCCAAGUUUUACAUCAACAAAAUUUUAAUGGCUAUUUAAUUUUAGUACUCAAACAUCGUAAAUCAUUAUUUUUGUUUGC